Molecule: messenger RNA, 582 nt
Organism: Pocillopora meandrina
Lineage: Eukaryota; Metazoa; Cnidaria; Anthozoa; Scleractinia; Pocilloporidae
Source: the annotation of a GenBank genome assembly
AUGAAUAUAACAUCUCUUUACACUGUCAUUCCCAAUGACGAAGGUCUCCGGGCCCUCAAACAUUUUUUUGAUCUACGCACUGUUAAGGAACCUAGCUCUGAAACACUGCUCCGUCUGGCCGAACUAGUACUCACACUCAAUUGUUUUUCAUUCGGUGGUAACUACUACAAACAAACUAAUGGCGUGGCCAUGGGUACUAAAAUGGGACCCAGCUACGCCAAUCUUUUUGUAGGUUUCAUCGAACACCAUUUUUUUAGCCAAUACCACGGCCCAAAACCUCAACUCUACGGCCGCUACAUUGACGAUUGCAUCGGCGCUACCUCCUCUACCAAGGAGGAGCUCACUCAAUUUAUAACCGCCGUCAAUUCCUUUCAUCCGGCCCUUAAAUAUACCUGGCAAAUUUCCGACACUUCUUUGGCUUUUCUAGACAUCAAAAUUUCUAUUGAAGGCAACGGCUUAUGUACUAGUGUUUACUACAAACCUACACAUUCACAUAGUUACUUGUUGUAUUCAUCCUCACAUCCAUCACACGUCAAGAACUCCAUACCUUUUUCACAGUUUCUCAGACUUCGUCGUUUAUGA